This is a messenger RNA of Megalops cyprinoides (Indo-Pacific tarpon), 3815 nucleotides long. It is a transcript of the gene pptc7a, whose product is annotated as protein phosphatase targeting COQ7 a. The transcript is spliced from 6 exons. The coding region runs from base 326 to 1219 and encodes 297 amino acids. NCBI's taxonomy places the organism in Eukaryota, Metazoa, Chordata, Actinopteri, Elopiformes, Megalopidae. The record is from RefSeq and is a predicted model, not a curated record.
CGCCGGGACCCGGGUGUUUGUGUAAUCUUGUGCGAGUCGCGGAAAGAUGGCUGUGUCAAUGGAGCACGUUGGAGGAACCCGGCCUGUUAAAUCCGCCGAAACUUAAAGAGCUGUUCUCAUUUUUUAACACGUCUUGGACUUGUGGGGGGAAACCACAACUGAGCGAGUUGUCCGCCGGAGCUGUUUCAGACUGUGGCGCUUUCUCCUCUUCUUUUGUGGCGGAUGUUGUUGUUCGUUUCAAGGGGGAUCGCGAUCGAGACAGGACGUGGAGAGUGAGGCUAGCAGGGUAGGCAGGCUUGCUCGACGGACGCUCUCUCUUUGGGGGAUGUUCUCCGUACUUUCCUAUGGAAGACUGGUUGCCAGGGCUGUCCUCGGCGGACUUUCCCAAACAGAUAGCCGGGAUUACAGCCUGGUGACAGCGAGCUGUGGAUUCGGAAAAGAUUUCCGCAAGGGGAUUUUGAAGAAAGGGAUGUGUUACGGUGAUGACGCCUGCUUCAUAGCUCGCCAUAGAUCCGCCGAUGUCUUGGGCGUGGCGGAUGGCGUGGGCGGCUGGCGGGAUUACGGGGUAGACCCCUCGCAGUUCUCCGGCACCCUGAUGAGGACGUGCGAGCGGCUGGUGAAGGAGGGACGCUUCGUGCCCAGCAACCCAGUGGGCAUCCUCACCACCAGUUACUAUGAGCUCCUGCAGAACAAAGUCCCGCUGCUGGGCAGCAGCACGGCCUGCAUUGUGGUGCUGGACCGGCAGAGCCACCGGCUGCACACGGCCAACCUGGGCGACUCGGGCUUCCUGGUGGUACGCGGCGGGGAGGUGGUGCACCGGUCCGACGAGCAGCAGCACUACUUCAACACGCCCUUCCAGCUGUCCAUUGCGCCCCCCGAGGCGGAGGGCGUGGUCCUCAGUGACAGCCCCGAAGCGGCGGACAGCUCCUCCUUUGAUGUCCAGCUGGGUGAUAUCAUCCUGACCGCCACGGACGGCCUCUUCGACAACAUGCCGGACUACAUGAUCCUGCAAGAACUCAAAAAGCUCAAGAACACCAACUAUGAGAGCAUACAGCAGACGGCCAGAAGCAUUGCAGAGCAGGCCCACGUCCUGGCCUAUGAUCCCAACUACAUGUCACCUUUUGCACAGUUUGCGUGUGACAAUGGACUGAAUGUAAGAGGGGGAAAGCCAGAUGACAUCACAGUUCUACUGUCGAUUGUGGCGGAGUACACAGACUAGCGUUUGUGUUGGGGGGGACUGUUCCGACUGCUGUCUUCCUCCUGUGUACUGUCUGUCUCCUGCUGGCAGGACUGGGGACUUUACUCCUUUUGCAGCUAAGCCACGCCCCCUCUUCCCAUGCCCCUCCCCCAUCCACCCCCGACCCCUCCUGUCCAGUCAUUCCACUUGGCCUCCAGCCCCUCCUCCAUUUUCCCCCUCCCCUUCUGGUUAGGCUCCAAGUGCUCACUGUAGCUACUGUCAGCUCUGUCCCAUAUAAAAAGGAGAUUAGAGCGGGGCCUAAUUUUUUUUUUCCUUCAUUUUUUAAGCCAUAAAUCUGAAAUGGAACGAGAGGGAGGGGAAAAAAAAUCCGGUUGACACAUUUCACAUCCUGAUGUCACUGUGUGUGUCAGUUUGCCGUUUGAGCUUGGCGUGGCGCUGUGUCUCCCGCCUCAAUGGCCCGAGAGCUUUACCUGUGGAGACAGGUGAGACGUUGGGAGCAAACCCACCUAUGUCUCCUCUACAUUAACACUUUUAAGCUUUUAUGUCCCUCAACAGAGCAGUCCUAUGUUUACUUGGGUGUUGGGGGGAGGGGGGAAGGUGACUGGGGAGUGAGGGUUUUGGAGUGGAAGUUCUGGAGAUAGUCGAUUAAAGUGGUGAUGUUAGCUGUCCGGAUAAAAAGGUGUCACGUCUAAGAAUCGUCUUGGUUCCCUUGGGUGCGCUAAAACAUUCUCGUGGUGUGACUGCCAGGUCUCCGCUGGGUCUAAAAGUGGAAACCUUGGGGCACGGGCGUGGGCAAGAAGGACAGAUUUGGGAUAAGUAGCUCGGAUGUGCGUACAAGGCUAGCCUGUGGGGGGAAAUGGCAUUAAGGGAGAAGAUGUGGAAAGAGCCACAAGACAAGGUCACUUUAAGUGUAAUUAAAUUAGGAAAAUAUUUAAUGGCAAUAGUUAUGCAAGUCUGAAAGGGAGCCUCGGCUUGGCAGACUAUGUUUCUAUAGAGGUGGAACAUGGUAGAGGAUAGGGGACUUAUGUUUAUGUAUGAUUGGAUUUUUUUUUUUUUAAGUAUUUUAUUUUAGUUGAUCUUUGGUAAAUGGACUGUAUGUAAAUAUAUUUUUAUUAAAAUUGUCACGUUUGUCAGUUAUGAACUUAUGGGAUUUAUGAAGAGAGAAGGAUUGAGGGGAAAAACCGAGUCGUUGCCACAGGAAAUAGGUUUGAGGUCUGGAGCAGACUCUGCCCCCGGUGGAAGGGGACUGUUUUAAACUGAGGCUCUGCGGGGUCACGUCUGUGGUGACUUAAUCCUUAAUCCCCCUCCACUCUCCCCACCUGUUGGAAUGAGCAGCGGUGUACACACAGCUUUGCAUGACUGAGAGCGAGGAGGGUUUAGCCCUCAGGUCGGAGAAUCCUCCAGCCCAGCUCUACAAGCUGUGUGUCAAAUGCACCUGUGUGUAUGUUUGUCUGUGUGUGUGUGUGUCUGUGUGUGUGUGUCUGUGUGUGUGGGCUCUGUGUCUGUUGCAGAGGAUUUUUUUAUAACCCUUUGAGAAAAGUAUACUAUUAACGCACAAAAAAUAAUGCUAGCAUCUGUGAAUGCUUAGAGUGGAGAUGUGAUCGGUCAGAUAUGAAUAAUAAAGGUUUAUUUUUAUAUAUAUUUUUUGUGGGGGGGGGUUUGUGUCCUCACUUGGCUCAUCCAGCUUUCAUUUUAUCAUACAGUUGAUCCCUGGUUUGAAAAAGUCUAAAGCCAUCUUUAAAAUACGUAGGCCUCUAUUUAAAUCAGGUUAGUUGCCUGUGAAAGGUUGUUAAACACUUGUAGAAAUUCAGUCUCUCACGGCAGACGUCAGGUUUUUUUUCUGUAGAUUUGUACUGUGUAUUUGCAUAACUUUAAUGUGCAGCUUCUGUUUUAUAAUUAAAUCAAAGUCAACUUUUACAUGUACUGUGUACAUGACAUUUUUAUUGUGUUAUUUAAAAUUCUCAUCUGGAUUUUACAAAGCAUUAUUUAAGUUUCCUUUUUUUCCAAUUUCUGAAAGCAAGAAUGUUUUAUUUCAUUGAAGAGACUACACCUGUGAUGGUUUUAGUGUGAUUGUCUGUCAUUAUCCCUCAAGCCUAACUCUGCUGCCCGUGUGCAAAGGUCUUAACUUGCCAUUAAAUCAGAAGAGCAUAACCAUUGUAACAUCCUGCCAUGUGGAGUCACAUAACCCUGACAGCUUUUUUUUUUUUCUCCUCCUUGUAAGCCCUGCUGUCUGAGGGCAUAUAGUGGCUGCUUCAUCUGAGCAGAGAGAGACAGACCUUGUAUCUGUGGCGCUCAAGUUUCUCUGCAAGAGAAAUUACUAUUAACAAAUUGCCAUAAAAGAAAUAUAUGGAGCGAGCGUGGUUAUGUGAGACUGCGUGGCAUUCCUCUGGGUCGUCGCUGCCGUUGGGAGCAGCGACAGUGCCAGACAGGGGGCCGCAGGGACAACCGGGUGACAAUCAAAUGCAUUUCACACCUCAGCUCUGCUGCUUCCACCCCGUGUGUCAUUUAUAAAAGCGGGUGCACCAAAGACAUGCUUCCUUGUAUCUUAAUUAUAAAGCAAUACUGUGAUUUACGAAAUACAAAAAAUAAAAUAAAAAAAUAAAAAUAAAGCUUUGCA